Molecule: messenger RNA, 1671 nt
Organism: Pochonia chlamydosporia 170
Lineage: Eukaryota; Fungi; Ascomycota; Sordariomycetes; Hypocreales; Clavicipitaceae
Product: histone-fold domain-containing protein
Exons: 3
Coding region: 1-1671 (556 amino acids)
Biological process (GO): replication fork processing; resolution of meiotic recombination intermediates
Cellular component (GO): Fanconi anaemia nuclear complex; FANCM-MHF complex
Molecular function (GO): protein heterodimerization activity; chromatin binding
Source: RefSeq, a predicted model, not a curated record
AUGGAGUCGUCACCGAGAAAUGUCGAUUCUUCACGAACCAAGACUCCAAUACGAACACCCACCGCCGCCAGAACUCCAGCGAGCCGUCGUGCUUUCAGUGCCGAACCGCCGUCGUCACGUCCUUCCGCUGUUUACACGCCACUUGACCGCAAUUCCACCCGCGAGCUUCUCAAUUCUGUCCGUCAAGGUGUUUCUGCAUCUGGACGCCGUAACAAUGCUCCCACGCCUCAUGCAAAGGCCGCUCGUCAGGCUCUCGACCAACGUCGUAAUGCCCUGCUCACACCAGGUAAAAUUAGGCGCCAGAGCCUGGUAGAACAGAGAGAGACCCCCAUGGGCAUCUUGGGACAUUUAGCCUCAGUGUUGGCACCCGGUAGCAAGCCUAUACUCUCUUCAUCACCACCCCAAGGCAAGCGGUCGAGCUUCGCGCCAAUCCCAGAGGUGGACGAUGAUGUUGACGAUGCCGACCUGCCCAGACCACCACGUUUUUCUCUACCAAUCGACCAAGACGACGAAUCUGACCUGAUACCGCCCCGUUCAUCUGGCUUGGAAUCAGAGACAAACACCCUGCCGUUUGUUGACAGACCUGAAGGACCUCGGCGAGCCUACAGCGAGCAGCCGAGUAUAUCGAGACCUAGCUUUAGUGGUGGUCUUGAUAGUGAUGUCUUUGACCCUAACGAAGUCACUGCCGAUAUUGGACGCCCAUCCGACUUCUUCCCUGAGUCAUUACUAGCCAAUAUCCAGGCUCAGGCAAACGCAGGUGCUGAUCGAACAUUUACCCGGAUUGAUGAUGAUGUGACACAAAACACCAUCGGCGGACGCGACAGUGGAUUUGGGCUACAAGUACCUCCUGGCGCUGGAGAUUCAACUUUUUAUAUGUCUGACCCUCCCCAAGAUGGCGGUGCUACAUCUCCCAUCGUGGAGAAAUCAAUAAUUGAGGCAGGCGCAAGUAACGCCGCUAGUCGAGGUGGUGUAGGCAACGUCACCCUGCCGGAUACGCCAGGGCCAGCUGACAUCGGCGGCGGCGGCGGCGAUGAUGAUGAUGAUGAUGAUGAUGAUCGUAAUAUGCCGGACGUGUACGCUGAUUCUGAUCCGGAUCUGGACCCUGGGCUUGAACCAGAGCCCGUGGAGGGCGAGGACGAAGACGGCGUCGAGCCAGUUGUGGAAGAGCUUGAGGGCGAACAGUCAGUUGAUGAGGGUGAGCUAAUCGACCCUUCGUCUGCAGUAAGGCCCGCCAGAGAGCGAUCAAAGCCCAAGAAACGCCAACGAAGGAUAUCAAAGCAUGGCAUAGAAUAUCCUGCGUUGCCGCCGACGUUUGUCAAAAGAGUAGCCCAAACAGCACUCCAGUCGUCCGGUCUGAGUAACCCCCGAGUAUCAACGGAUACGCUCACUGCAUUGACCCAAGCUUCAGAGUGGUUCUUUGAACAGCUGGGCGACGAUUUGGGUGCUUAUGCGAAUCACGCCAAGCGGAAAAUCAUCGAAGAGAGUGACGUGGCGACCUUGAUGAGACGACAACGCCAGAUUACAUCCGACAGCACAAUGUUCUCACUAGCACAGAGACAUCUCCCAAGAGAGUUACUGCAAGAGCUGAGAAUGCCAAUUCAAAGUGUGGGGGCACGUCGCAAGAGAUUACGAGAUGAGGAAACUACCGAGGCUAGCUCUACGACAUCAUGA